AUGCCUUCAGGUAAGUUGCAGAGUUCCAAUGGAGAGAGAUUUGAGGUUGAUGUGGAAAUUGCCAAACAAUCUGUGACUAUAACGACCAUGUUAGAAGAUUUGGGAAUGGAUGAUGAAGGAGAUGACCCAGUUCCUCCACCAAAUGUUAAUGCAGCAAUAUUAAAAAAGGUCAUUCAGUGGUACACCCACCACAAAGAUGACCCUCCUCCUCCUGAGGAUGAUGAGAACAAAGAAAAGCGAGCAGAUGAUAUCCCUGUUUGGGACCAAGAAUUCCUGAAAGUUGACCAGGAAACACUUUUUGAACUUAUUCUGGUUGCAAACUACUUAGACAUCAAGGGUUUGCUUGAUAUUACAUGCAAGACUGUUGCCAGCAUGAUCAAGGGGAAGACUCCUGAGGAGAGUCGCAAGAUCUUCAACAUCAAAAAUGACUUUACUGAAGAGAAGGAAGCCCAGGUACACAAAGAGAACCAGUGGUGUGAAGAGAAGUGA
Choloepus didactylus (southern two-toed sloth) is the source of this 489-nucleotide messenger RNA. Its product is annotated as S-phase kinase-associated protein 1-like. The transcript has a single exon. Gene Ontology annotation, biological process: SCF-dependent proteasomal ubiquitin-dependent protein catabolic process. The coding region runs from base 1 to 489 and encodes 162 amino acids. The record is from RefSeq and is a predicted model, not a curated record. NCBI's taxonomy places the organism in Eukaryota, Metazoa, Chordata, Mammalia, Pilosa, Megalonychidae. Gene Ontology annotation, cellular component: nucleus; cytoplasm. Gene Ontology annotation, molecular function: cullin family protein binding.